UAAAACAGCUCAAUUCAUUUGCGUUCUAUUCACAAAUUGCAAAAUGUUCAUUAUAUACUUGGUGCUGACGGCAGCAUUAGGCCUGCCUUUUCUCGAUGCAGCUUUACGGGUGCGAUCGACUAUUGAUAUUGGAAUACCUAAAUACCUGAAUUUUUCAACAAGCCCAUUCGUAAGGAUCGGUGAUGGUUAUUAUUUUUUUGAUACUAAGGUGAAAAAGAAUUGGUUUGAUGCCGCCCAGUCUUGUCAUCGAAAGAACGCCCAUCUAGUAGCAUUUGAGACGGUUCACGAGUGGGACUUGGUCAACCGGUAUAUCUUUAAAAAAAAAAUAGAAAACCAAUACUGGACCGAUGGUACGAGUUUGGCCAAUAAGGGAAAGCAUUAUUGGUUCUCAAUAGGCGACCCAAUAACGGCGAAUAUUUGGUAUCCAGGGGAGCCAAAUUUUCUAAACGGAAAUGAGUAUUGUGAUGAGAUGGGCUACCGGCGCACUGCAACCAGUUACUUAGUAUUGAACGACAGAGCAUGUGAUAAUUUGGUUAACUACAUUUGUGAAAAAGAUUAUCCAAAGACAGCCUCUGUCGUUGUAUGGUAAUAAACACAUUUUUAAAAUAAAA
Molecule: messenger RNA, 611 nt
Organism: Drosophila elegans
Lineage: Eukaryota; Metazoa; Arthropoda; Insecta; Diptera; Drosophilidae
Product: C-type lectin 37Da-like
Exons: 2
Coding region: 44-589 (181 amino acids)
Biological process (GO): biological process involved in interspecies interaction between organisms
Cellular component (GO): external side of plasma membrane
Molecular function (GO): carbohydrate binding
Source: RefSeq, a predicted model, not a curated record